GGUGAUUACGUCAGAAAUUCCAAACGCGUUUUGAUUGCGUUGAGGAUUUUUGGCCCGACAGAGCCACCGUGUGUUUGUGUUUGGUUCCGACGAAAAUGGCGGACGAACUGGAGCGAGUACGAAUUACAGCCGCGGAGCUACGAGCAGAAGCGGCAAAUUUCAUUACACAGUGCGAUAAUGUAAAAGAGUUCAAAGAGGAAGGUAAAAAACAUCGUCCACGAGAGGGUAAACAUCCAGACCUGCAGCGGUACAAACCUGGUUCUAGUCAGUCACGUAGACCCAAGGACAGCAUUGAAGAAGACUGCAGUUCUGAAACUGACAUCAAAAGGCCUGACAGCUCACCUACAAGUACUGGGUGCUCCAUCCCUGGUGUAGACAACACAGACUCAGCAAGUGAAAGUCAGCUGAAAACAAAAAAUUCUAAUACUAAAGAAUACCCAAGUGGUAAAAAUCACCAGCUUACAGACGAAAAUGCUGUUAAAAGCACAGAUGCACCCAGAUCACCCAAGCAGUCACGCAAGAUGCGCAAACCUGACCGUGAGAUAUAUCAGCCAGGCGGUCGAAGGUCUCAAAGCAACAAAGAAACUGGGUCAAGCAAAGAACAAGAAGGGGUCGCAAAAGAGGAGAGAACGAGAAAAGAAUCAGUGAAAUCUGUAGAAAAAGAUGAUGAUAAGAAUUUACCGGUGGAGGAGGGGAGGGACAAAGAGGAAAAGAGAAGAAACAGACGAGGGAAAGAUGGCAGAAAGAAGCAAGAUCAAGUAAAACAGAUUAAAGGAAGUAUAGACUCCCCUUCUACAGAAAAAACUGAGCCUGAUGUCGAGAACAUCGCUGGGAAAGUCAGAAAUCUUAGCAUCCAGGCUGGAGUCGAAUCGGAAGAAAGCAAAGAGGGAGGUGGCCGGGAUGGCGCGAACAGGAGGAGAAAAUCUGGUGGGGACGGACGAAGAGAGCAAGCAAGUGGAGGUGAUGGAGGAGUGACGGAGGAUAAAAGAAAGGAGAGAGGAAAUGGGAAAUCCAGAGCUGGAAAUGAGAAGGGUAACAACCAUACAAAGAAAGAUAAAGGCGAGGGAAGAGGCUCUGAGACAGCUCUGCCUGACCAAAAAGUAGACGGACGACAACAGCGUAAUACCGGAGGAAGGGACGGGAACCGCGACCAAAAUGUGAUUCACGAUAAACAAAAAGGCAACAAACCAAAAGAUAAUAGAGGGGAGAGAGGGAAAACAUCUGAAGGGAUUGAUUCCAACCGAGGUAACUCGGCUUCAAAGCGCUAUUCUCAGUCCGAUAUCCGACGACCGCGCAAUCGCACCUGCAGCACAAGUUCUGCCAGUAGUGGGGCUAGUAUGGACGGGUUUGUUGAAGCUGAGAUACUGCGGGGAGACGGCCAACAGUCAACUGCACGGACUGUGGAGAGGACAGUUGGACAGAGAGAGUUUGUCCACGGAAGUCAUAUGCGCCCGAGGAGACGGACAGCUCGGACUUUGUCCUCCACAGACUCGCUGGAGGAAAAUGAAUGUUGGGAGAGAGAAGAUAGAAGGGAUGUUGAAGACAGCCGGAGCACAAACAGACGUCUCGCAGGGGGCAGUAGAGGUCAAAGAUCAGUUGCCGCUUGUGGACGAGGAGGAAUCUUGAAAGUUUCUUUGGACAAGCCUGCAUGCACAUCAUCAGGUGCCAACGAACAGCAAGUGAGCAAAAAAGCUCAAAACCCUAGAGGUCGUGGCAGGGGCAUCCUGAUACUUCCUGCCCACACUGAUCUAAAAAUGACAUCUGAGCCUAGGCCUCAGGUUAGCGGCAUGAGAGGUGGAAUGAGCCUUGGCAGAGGAAGAGGGGGCCGUGGUGGAGGGACGAGACGACUGUGGGACCCAAAUAACCCAGAUAAGAAACCAGCGUUGCAGUCGAGCCAACAAUCCCAGCACGCUUCUCUCCAGCAGGCGUUGUACUUGCAACAGGGUGGAUGUGGGCCCUUGCAUUUCCUAGACACCGAUGAUGAAACUGCAGGAAGUCCUCCGGUUCGUCAGGGGGAGUAUUUCCAAAAUCAUCAAGCUGCUGCGAUGGCUUACUACAAAUUUCAGAAUUCGGACAACCCCUACUGCUAUCCUUUACCAGCGACUUCCCCAAACACCCCACAGCGCUAUCCGUACCCAUAUAAUUUUCCUUACCAAAUGCCUGCCGCUAAUGGGAUGUAUCCAGCCACUGCUAUGCCACCUUUUUAUGGACCCUAUGGGCAAGGUGGGCAAGGUUAUCCUUCAGGUGGGUCUGCGCUCACUCCAGAAGAGGCAGAGGUUCAGGCGAGAGGAGAGAUGGGAAAGUUGCUGCGGUUGACUGACAGUCAGGAGCUACAACUGAGUAACCUGCUGUCCCGGGAUAGGCUGAGUCCAGAGGGGCUGGAGAGGAUGGCCCAACUCAGGGCUGAGCUUCUGACAUUAUACGAGCGUGUGAUUUUAACAGACAUAGAGUUCUCAGACUCUCAAAACGUGGACCAGGCGCUUUGGAAACAUGUGUUUUACCAGGUUAUAGAGAGGUUCAGGCAGUUACUGAAGGACCAGACAUCAGACACAGCCCCACAUAUCAAAAGCAUGUUAAUGACUAUACUGGAAGAGGGGGCGGUAUUCUUCGAUUCACUACUGCAGAAGUUGCAGACUGCAUUUCAGUUCAAGCUGGAGGAUUACAUGGACUGUAUGGCAAUACGAGCGAGACCUUUACGCAAGACGGUUAAGUAUGCACUGAUCAGUGCCCAACGCUGUAUGAUCUGUCAGGGAGAUAUUGCGAGAUAUCGUGAACAGGCCAGUGACUCUGCUAACUAUGGGAAGGCACGCAGUUGGUAUCUGAAAGCUCAACAGAUUGCUCCCAAAAAUGGUCGACCAUACAACCAGCUCGCCCUGCUAGCAGUUUAUACGAAGCGAAAGCUGGAUGCUGUAUACUAUUACAUGCGCAGCCUAGCGGCGAGUAACCCGAUCCUUACAGCCAAAGAGAGUCUGAUGAGUCUGUUUGAGGAAGCCAAACGCAAGACUGACCAGAUUGAACGUAGACGGAAGCAGGAUUCAGAUGUUGGUACCCGCGGUACACAAGGUCAUCCAAGUGGGCGUCGAGGUGAGGACACUGCCCGUGUUGAGAUUUGGAUACGACCGAGCGGACAACCAGGAACAUCUCGUACAGGAGGCAGCGAAUCGGGCAAAGACUCUGAGCAGGAUGGAGAGUUGGGCACUUUAAGUGCUAGUGAUCUCAAUAAGCAGUUUAUUUUGAGUUUCUUGCACGCUCAUGGAAAGCUCUUCACUAAAGUAGGGAUGGAGAGUUUUCCUGCUGUAGCCAGUAAAGUGUUGCAGGAGUUUCGGGCCCUCCUCCAGCAUAGCCCUUCACCCCUCGGCAGCACACGUAUGCUGCAGAUUGUCACCAUCAACAUGUUCACCAUCCAUAAUGCCCAGAUCAGAGCUCAAGGGCAAGGUGAAGCUCGGUCCGUAUUGGAGGAGCAAACCACAUCUCUAGGUUUGGCUAUGUUUGGUCUCCUAGUUCAACGUUGCACUGAGCUCUUAAAAGAAACGCCUGCCGAGCCUAUCCCAGCAGAAGAACUGGGCGAAUUUGACGAGAUGGACGACGAAGGGAUGGUACGCGUCUCCGCAUUCCCGUCUGACCUCAGAGAACUGCUGCCCAGCAUUAAAGUCUGGUCUGAUUGGAUGCUCGGUCACCCGGAUCAGUGGAAUCCUCCACCAUGUAGCAUGCAGGGGAGUCCAGACGUGUGGCAGUGCCUCGCAGACCUUUGCAACUCUCUGGCACGCGUGUACGACGGCGAGGCUCCUUUGUAUAAAGCUGACGCAGAUGGAGAAGGAGACGAGGAGCUCAGAGUCUUGCAGCUGGAGGAGGACAAAAUGCUGGCUGGUUUUGUCCCGCUGCUCGCCGCCCCACAGGACCCCUGCUAUAUAGACAAAGGGAUAGAUACGGCCAUAGCGGCCGACUGUAAGAGGGUGACCGUACUGAAGUACUUCCUGGAGGCUCUGUGCGGGCAGGAAGAGCCGCUGCUGGCAUUCAAGGGUGGAAAGUAUAUUUCCAUGGCAACGCCAUCGCCAUCCAAAGAAAGCACAGAGAACAAAACCCAGACACAAGAACUGGAGGAUGAUGUCAUUGUGGAGGAAUCGUCUCUCUCGGCAUCUGAGGGAGAGAUGGAUGGAGACGGAAGUGAAGAUGAUAUCAAAGAGCUGAGGGCGCGCCGCCACGCUCUCACACACAAGCUGGCACAACAACAAAAACGCAGAGACAAGAUACAGGCGGUUUUGCAGACUGGUGGGCAGCUGGAGAUCGAGAUCAGGCCUUUUUAUUUGGUGCCCGACACUAACGGCUUUAUCGAUCACCUUGACGGCCUGAGGAAGCUGCUGACCUGUGGGAUGUACAUCCUGGUCGUGCCCCUUAUUGUGAUCACAGAGUUGGACGGCCUGGCUAAAGGGCAGGACAGUCGUGAGGGAAACGGUAAUGACGCCCACAUCAGGCAAGUGCAGGAGAGGGCCAGGGCGGCAGUGAUGUUUUUGGAGAAAGCAUUUGAGUCUAGAGAUCCCAGCAUCAGAGCCCUCACCAGCAGAGGAAACACGUUGGAGUCCAUCGCUCUCCGCAGCGAAGACACUUCUGGACAAAAGGGUAACAAUGAUGAUGUCAUCCUGUCCUGCUGUCUGCACUACUGUCAGGACAAAGCCAAGGACUUCAUGCCUGCUGAGAGAAACGGUCCAGUGAGGUUACGCAGAGAGGUGGUCCUGCUCACAGACGACCGUAACCUGCGAGUCAAAGCUCUCACACGCAACGUUCCGGUACGGGACAUCCCCGCGUUCCUGAGCUGGGCUAAAGUGGGCUGAACCGCAGAAGGGAUUUACAGCUGUACACACCAGUCGUCCUCCACGGCAAGUUCGGAGGAAGUGAUGUCAGAACGGGAGGAUGAAUAUAAAGGGGAAAUUACAACAAGCUGUCAGGUUGUCAGAGAUAGCGAGACAUCAAGCCACUUAAUAAGAAACAUGCAUUUUUUUCCCUUAAAAAUGCAGCGUGCAGAGAUGGCAGCUUGCUUCUGAGAGAAAGAGAGAGAGAGAGUGAGCAAAGGAUGGAGGGGUUUGAAAUGGAUUCGCUGAUUUAGGGUUUAAGUGCAGAGAGAUACGAAUGCACGCAUCUCAUUGGUUGUAAGUGUGAGAGUAACCAGCGUCAGCUGUUUAGCGUGUCGGCUUGUAGUGUUUGCGUGUAAUCGCACCGAUCGAGUGGCCGGUUGUGCUGCGGAUGAAUUCAUUCCGGUUCGAGAUCUCUCUUUAUGCAAGUAGGGACCUUAAUCUGUUCUUAGACAGCCUGUAAUGAGGCCAGAGCUCCAGUAGGGGGCAGUUUGAUGGGAUCAGGGGUAUAGUGAGCAAUUAUGCUCGAUCUGCUCUUGAUCUAUGGCCUGGGUGGCAUGUUUGUUUUUUUAUUGCAUUGUUUCAUCGCCUCAGUGCAUGCUUUGUUUGCUUCAAGCAGGAUUGUUUUAAUCUUCUUUGGUUUUUACUUGUGUGUUUGUUUUGAUUCGGCUAAUUUAAAGUUCUCAAUGUUUUAGUUCGUAUGUUUCAUAACAUCUUUUUUUUUACCUGGCCACUGUAUCAUUGAUCAUACAUAGUUUUCAAACUAAUAUAAAGUAAAAACUGAACUGGUUAUGUACAAACUGGUCUGUACACAGAAAAUAAAAUCACCUGGUAGCUUUAGUUGCCAUUUUUUUAACAAAUUACUUGUUUGAGCUCUUUGACGGGUUGGGACAUCUUUCCAUUACAGCUGUCAUUUUAUAUUGGUUGAUGAAAUCAAACAUCGUCUUUCUGAUUUAUCCCAAGGUGUAUUUUGUUUCAUGGAUAUUAAAAAUGUUAAUUGCUUGAUCAUCACAAACAGCUACGUGACAAUUUGUGGGUCAUUCACGUUUAUUAAUUAGUGCUUCAUCUCAGUGUUAUUUGCAUAGUUAAAUAUUACGGGACCUAUUUUUUUCCUGUUUCGUAAUCCAUUGUUGUGUGCACGUUAAUUACAAUUUAUUUUGAAGCAGCAUCUUAACUACACGUUGAUGUCUAAUUGUAAUGAGGACUUUGUUUUAAAUGUUUGAUAAAUAUGUUUUCAGGUUUGGUCUGUAGAUGUUGCUGUUUUUCAUUAAUGACAAAUACAAUAUCACAUACAAUGUUUUGAACAUUUUAACCCCAGUCACUGAAAAGCAAUAAAUUCAUAUUUAGACAUU
Misgurnus anguillicaudatus (oriental weatherfish) is the source of this 6199-nucleotide messenger RNA. The record is from RefSeq and is a predicted model, not a curated record. NCBI's taxonomy places the organism in Eukaryota, Metazoa, Chordata, Actinopteri, Cypriniformes, Cobitidae.